This is a messenger RNA of Cotesia congregata, 386 nucleotides long. The record is from the annotation of a GenBank genome assembly. Lineage: Eukaryota; Metazoa; Arthropoda; Insecta; Hymenoptera; Braconidae.
CCUGGUCUGAGCCUACAAAAGAAACUGCACGGAUGUCUGGGUGCUCGCAGAUGAAAUCUACUGCUGCAUGCUGCCCAUGGAUAAUGUUUAAUAAGCCUGGAGGCGCUCCGGCUUUGGUGAACAACUCGGCGAGGAUCAUCGAUGCUCCAGGGACUCUUUCAGAGGGUUUUAGGAUUGCGGCGUUACCACAAGCUACUGAGACUGGGAAUGACCACAGGGGAAUCAUUGCUGGGAAGUUGAACGGACAAAUUGAGGCUGUUACUCCUAGAGAUGUAUUUAUUUUUAUAAUUCUAUUAAUAAAUAUUUUUCUACUUUAUACUUACGUAAACCACGAAGAACAUCUCCUUCGGCAUCAGCCAUCGUUUUACCAUUUUCUUUUACCAAAU